CGUCCCCGCUCACGUACAAUACAGGGCCUUCUCUCCAAAAUGGCUCUGCCCCUACCUUUACGUAGUGGUGGCCCGCACAUGUAUGUGUGGAUGGCGGUGCGUGUGCGUGUGCGUACGCGUUUUCAUCCCGACUUGGGUCAACGGUGGUGUGCCGUGCCGUCACCCGCCCGCCCAUCCGCCCUCCAAGCGCGCUCGAGGUGUCCCUCUCCUAGGAGCAUUUUUAUUAUUUUUUCCCGUUGUCGUCGUGUUUUUUUUUUUUUUUUGAUAAUCGCGUCGAACGCGCCGUCGCGUUCUUUUCCCGCGAGAUAACGGUACGCACCUCGCACGUCAACGGUGUUUUCGUACGAUCGUCACCGUCAAUGUCGAUCCCGAUCGUUCGGGAAACGACCGAAAUCUUCCGGAGGAUCGUUUUUUUUUUCCACCCUCGGAAACCGGGGGAUGCGAAUCUACGACCCGUUUGGCGGUCCGGACGCGCGCGCCGUACGAUCGCACGUUAUUAAAAUAUAUAUAACGAUGACGACAAGAGGACCGCGGCGCGCGCGUCUCGAGAAAGUACAGGCGGCCGAUUUUUAUAAAAUAUUUCCGUACCGAUAAGUAGGUCUUGCGGCAUAUGAUAGUCACAUCCUGGUUCUUUAGAAUAAUACAAUUUUUUUUUCCAUUCCGUUCCUCCGCUCAUUAUACACGCGACUGGAUAGUAGAAAGUGAAAGCGUGUACGUACGGUUUGUGAGACCGUCUACUAUAGUAAUAAUAAUAUAUAUUUUAUAUUUUUAUUAUUACAUUGCUGGCAAGCGAGUGUGUGUGUGUGUGUGUGUUUGUUUGCGAGAAUUGUACGUACGCGUGUGCGUUUGGGGCCCUGUUAGCCUGCGCACGAUUUAUUUUUUGUAAAAACUCAUUCCGACGCGUGUGCGUUUCUCGGGACGUGUUUAUGACAAAUUCGAGAAAAACCUGUGGGACGGACGAGAGUAAAUUUUUGCCGACGUUGUCUCGCGUCGACGUUUUUUGGAUUUUUUCGUUGUUCUCGGCGCCGCUUACAAAACGAACAAUGGUGUAGUAAUGAUACCGUUGUAGAAUUCUUAAGUACCAAUCACGACGACAUCAUAACGUCCAGUCUAAAACGAAAAGGUACUCUUUCCAAUCGACCAGAUAAUUUUGUCGUUUUCCGUCGUCGUCAUCCACUUCCGGAAAACUAGUAUCUGACGACGACACCGCUGUUUCUCUCUACGAGAUUCAUUAAAGUAUGAAUACUGGAAGUUAUCCUACAUUUGUGACCGCUGCGCCGGCAACUUCAUUUAACACCUGUUCAAGCGCAAACAUGACUCAAGUGAAUGCAGGAAACAAAUAUACAAAUGUUCAACAGCAAACUGAUACGUCUAACGCUAAUACAGUAGUUAAUACUUCUAAUACUAGUGGACAAGUUGUUGCAUUGUUGAACAGUGAUGAAGCAGGUGUAACUUACUUAAGGCCUGUGGAUUCAAAUGGUUUUGCUGUAAAUUUAGCUGGAGUUGGAUCAUCUAAUCAACAAGGACAAAUAUUUACUAUUCCCAUAACUGUUCCUGGUUCUAAGCCUGGAGAACAAAGCCAAACUAUACAAAUUCAAGUAGUUGGGCAAGGUGGUAUAUCUGGUGAUAAAUUGUUGCCUGUUUUUGGUCCAGUAUUACAACUACAAUAUAGUAAUCAACAACAAGAUAAUGGAACCAUUCAACUUCAAUUACAGCAAGAAGGUGAUGUUUCUAAUGACCAAAUACAUAACAACAACAAUGAUUCAAUGCAAUCGUCUGAUUUAUUGCAAGACGUUCAAGAAGAGCAAGAUAUGAUACAAGAUGUCAAACCAGUAAUUAUCGAACAAAGCGGCACAGAUAGUAAUGGUUUACCAUUCCCAUUAGCAGUAGUGGUAAAUCAAGACAUGGUUGUGCGGCGUAAUCAGCAAGAUAACAAAAUAAUUGGCGAUCAAAAAGAUAAUCAGGCAGACAAACGAUUAAGAAUUCAAAAUGAACAAGAUCCAGCAAAUCAAUAUGUUAUGACUUAUUCAUCUAAUUCAAAUAAUUCUGUUUCAUUGGCUGAUUAUAUAUCAAUGAAUCACGAUAAUAUACCUCUUGGACAUUUUUUAAAAUUUUCUCCUGAUAAUAAUAAAAGAGAUAGUAUGGAAUCAUCUGGUAACCAAGAUGAUGGCAAUAGUGAAAUGGUAGUUUAUGAAGAUGCUAAUAAUGGGGAAAAGGGUAAAAGAAAAAAAAAAUACAAAAAGAAACCACCAGCUGCUCGGAAACCAAGACCUGGUCAAAUACAUAUCGCAACUGCCUUAGAUGGUACACUUCUAUUUUGUUGUCCAGAAUGUAGUAUGGCUUACCCCGAUAAAGAAAUGCUUGAACAACAUUUAGUUGCUCAUAAAAUAGAAAGAAGAUUUAUAUGUGACCUAUGUGGUGCUGGACUUAAACGAAAAGAACAUCUUGAACGACAUAAAUUAGGUCAUAAUCCAGAGCGCCCAUUUGUUUGUAAUGUUUGUUGUAAAGGUUUCAAAAGAAAAGAACAUUUAAAUUUGCAUGCUGUGAUCCACUCAGGUGUAAAAACUGAAGUAUGUCAGGAUUGUGGUAAAGGUUUUUAUCGACGAGACCAUUUAAGAAAACAUACUCAAAGUCAUAUUACUAAACGUUUGAAAGAAGAACACGCAGCUCUUCAACAAAUGGCAGAACAAGUAACAGUAUCAGAUCGUCAAAAAAUGUCCGUCCCGGAGCUUAUCCAAAAUCAAAGUCAUUCAGGACCAAUCAUUAACGUGGCCCACCAAGAAAUGAUAAUUGAUGCUGUUGCUAGCGGAAGACACAAUAGCCCUACCCCUCCAAGUGAUCAUCAAAUUGUCAUCACCAAAGGCAACCAAAAGCUUACUGAACAAGAGUUGAUUAUACUGCAGCAGCAGCAACAGCAGAUUCAACAACAGCAGCAGCAACAACAACAGCAGCAGCAGCAGCAGCAACAACAACAACAACAACAAUUACAACAGCAGCAGCAACAACAACCAAAUAGUCCUAAUAUAGCCCAACAAGAGAUGAUCAUUGAGGCUGUAGGGCAACAACAUCAUAGCCCAUCUCCACCACAUGUAGAACACCAUCAAGUAGUUAUUACUAAACUAGAACCAACAGAUGAUUCAAGAGAAAAUGAAAGUAUUGUUUUGACUCAGUCUGAUGCUAGAGAAGCACUUGGUUUACUACACCAUCAAUCUCAAUGACCUAUACUUUCAAUUGCCAAGGUGACAAUUAAACAGAAGCCACCAUAAUAAUGCAAGUAUACUAUUGAUAAUCUAUACAAUCGUUUCCUAAAAGUCAUUUGAUCUAAAUUCAAUGUUAACAUAUAAUACUAUUUUUAAAUUCUACCAAAAAUAACUUCCAUUAUUUUUUUUUACAAUUAUAUAGAAACAGUCGUGCUCAAUAAAUUGUAAAUAAUAAAAUUUAUAUGAAUGACAUUGCUUUUGCACGAACAGCAAAUAAUUUUGUAGUUCAAUAUUUUAUUAAUAUAAUCAUAUUAUAUUUUAUCAUUUCUGACUGUCAAAAGUAAAUGUCAACAAAAAUUUUCCGUUAACCUAGCCUAUUUAUUAUAUUGAAGCAUAAUAUUAUUUAAGAUCGUCAAAUUAUAAUAUUUUAUUAUUACUAUCAUAAUUUUAAUAUUAUUAUUGAAUUUUUAAUAUAUAUAUAUUGGUUAAAUAGAAGAUUGUGAGGAGAAAAGACUCAUUAUUGCUUGUUUCAAAUAAAUAGGGGAUAAAACAAAAAAACCAAUCUUGCUCAUCCUCCUUCAUUUGUUGAAGAUAUACAAUUCAUCCCAUUGACAAAAUUUAAACCUAAAAUAUAGAUAAAUAAACUGCAGUACUAAAAGCAGAAUAAUAGACGAUAUAUUUUUUAUUUUUUUAAAUUUUAAAUCAUUAAGGUAAUUAAAAUUAUUAUAUAAAAACUGUAUAGUCUAUUUUAUUUAUAACGAAAUUGUAUAUUUCUAACUUUCAUUAUUGAAUGAAAAUAUUGUGUAAACAUGUUAUUUUUAUUUUUUACUAAACAUUUUAUUGUUUGUUAUAUUAUUAUUAAAAUAUUUAUAUCUAAACUAUAAUAAUAACAUAUUUUAGUUUAUUAACAAAAAUUUAAAUAUAAAUGUAGCAUGCUCUACAUUUUUAAAUUAAAUUAUUUAUAAAACAAUAUGAUAUAUUUUUUAAUUUAUUGGACAGUUAAUAUGUACAUUUCCUAUUAAUGCUUGAUAGUUUCAUUUUUUUUUUUUAUGUUUUAUUUUAUUAUAACUUUUUUAACCACAUUCUUUAAUAGAAGCCUUACAUUAUCAAUACAAUUAGUUUUAUAUUAAAUAAUUGAUUUAAAUUAUGUUUGAUACUAUAAUUGACCAAAGUUUGGUAAAUUACAUAUAUUUUAUUACCAAAUAUAAUUAAAAGUUAAGUAUAUAAUUUUUUAAAGAAUUGUAAAUUAACGCUUUUAAAAACAUCUAAUACAUUAUUUUUUUUUAAGUAAGCACUGUGAUAAAAAAAAAACUAAAUUUAAUUUAUGUCUAUGGCUUUUCUGUAAUGUCUUUAAGAUACCAGAUAUUUAAUUAUGUGAUAAGUCGUAGUUUCCAUACAUACAUAUAAUAUGUAUAUGUAUGUAUGUAUACUCAUGCAUAUUUAUAAACAAUGUACACUAUGAUUUUAGAAAUUUAGCAAUAAUGAUUUGAUUUGAGGGUAAAAUAAUACAAUGUUAGUUUAUUUAUGUUCACAAUAAGUUAAGUAAUUUUAAUGUAAUAUAAGAAAGCCGUUAUUUUGUAUUAAGAUUAUUUUUUGUUUUUGUUAUGUUGUCAAUUAAAUUGUCUAAACCAAAAAAAAAAAAAAUGUAAUUCACUUACUACAUAAUAUGUUUAAUAUUCUAUAAUUUUAAAUAUGAACUAUGUGAUAAGUUACAGUGUAAAUAGAGGUGCAUAUCAUCAUCUAGAUCUUAAAGUGUUAAAACAAAAAUGACAAUAUUUUUUUUACUUGAUAUGAAUUUUUAUACAGCUAUUUUUGUUAGCCAUAUGAAUGAGGACAAUUUCACAUAUUUUUUAGUUAAAAUUUCAGCAAAAUUAAAUGUUAUUAACUAUUAAUUACUAUCACUUUUAUAUUAUUUAUGUUAACAUUUAUACUUAUGUGUAAGGAAUGUUUUGUAUUGUAUAAACAUAAUACAUUAAUUUUGUUGGUUGUAUGGGCUAGGUUAAUUCAUUUUUAUUUAAUUCAGUUUACAUUAUAAUUUGUCUUAAUAUUUUUGGUUAAACGGUUUUAAAUAAUACAUGCAUUUAUUAUCAAUGAUUAACAACAUA
Molecule: messenger RNA, 5305 nt
Organism: Aphis gossypii (cotton aphid)
Lineage: Eukaryota; Metazoa; Arthropoda; Insecta; Hemiptera; Aphididae
Product: zinc finger protein squeeze-like
Exons: 8
Coding region: 1239-3218 (659 amino acids)
Biological process (GO): regulation of transcription by RNA polymerase II
Cellular component (GO): nucleus
Molecular function (GO): RNA polymerase II transcription regulatory region sequence-specific DNA binding; DNA-binding transcription factor activity, RNA polymerase II-specific
Source: RefSeq, a predicted model, not a curated record